UGAAUUUGUAGAAUCUGAAAAAUACCCACCAAUUUUCAAUGGCGAUUGCUUCUUCUUCAUCUUCAAUUCGUCCUCUUAACCAUUCCUCCUUAUUCCCAAAAUGCCCUUCCCUUUCUCACCAUUCCCAAUUUCGUCCCCCUCCCCCGUUCUCCCCUCCGUCGUUUCGCUCCACAGUCCGUGCAACCUCUGCAGUCGUUCUAGAACGGGAAUCAAUCACUCAGCCUCAAGAUACAACCGAGGUUGAGUUGUUUGCAUGCCCAGUAUGCUUUGAACCACUAGUAAGGAAAGGUCCAUCAGGUUUUAACUUGCCAGCAAUUUACAGGUCUGGUUUCAAAUGUAAGAAAUGCAACAAGACAUACUCCAGCAAAAACAUUUAUAUUGAUCUCACUGUUACUGCUGGAACAAAGGACUACACAGAAUACCAACCAGCCAGGACUGAGCUUUUUCGGAGUCCACUUGUUUCGUUCUUUUAUGAAAGAGGCUGGCGUCAAAAUUUUAACCGUAGUGGCUUUCCGGGUCCUGAUGAAGAGUUCAAAAUGGCUCAGGAAUACUUUGAACCUGCAGAAGGUGGUGUUUUGGUAGAUGUUAGCUGUGGGAGUGGUUUGUUUUCUCGGAAAUUUGCCAAAUCCGGGACCUAUUCAAAAGUUGUUGCUCUGGAUUUUUCUGAAAAUAUGCUGCGGCAAUGUUAUGAUUUCAUCGAGAAUGACGACUCAAUUUUAACCAUCAAUCUUGCUCUCGUAAGGGCAGAUGUUUCCAGGCUGCCCUUCACAUCUGGUUCGAUUGAUGCUGUUCAUGCUGGUGCAGCCUUGCAUUGUUGGCCAUCUCCUUCCAAUGCAGUUGCUGAAAUAAAUCGUAUACUGCGAAGUGGUGGUGUCUUUGUUGGGACUACCUUUCUUCGAGCCAGUCCAUCCACUCCCGAGAUAUUGAGGCCUUUUAGACAGAGGAUUCAGGGGAAUUAUAACUAUUUUACAAAGGAGGAGAUCGAGGACUUGUGCACAACAUGUGGUCUUAUCAACUACUCAAGCAAAGUCCAACAGUCUUUCAUCAUGUUCUCUGCACAGAAGCCUUGAGACUCUUGUUUUGGUACAUCUGUAGCAUCAUUUUCUCCAUCUUCUUCUUCUCUGUUGAUUUGUUGUAGAGUUCAUGCCAUUUUGUUUUUUCAAGUAAAAAUGCAUUCAUACUACCCAAUAGGAGUUUCAUAGAACUUUAUCUACUCCUCACCUAAAGGAUUCAUAGAGAUUGUGUGACAAAAUUAUCACAAAUGCAAAGCAAAAUUAUUGGUUAUUAUAUCUACUGCCUGAUUUGUACCAAAUUGACUGUAAUAAUAUUGAAGUAAUAAAAGAGUUAUGAAUGUUCAGUUA
Camellia sinensis is the source of this 1361-nucleotide messenger RNA. RefSeq names its product S-adenosyl-L-methionine-dependent methyltransferases superfamily protein. The record is from RefSeq and is a predicted model, not a curated record. Gene Ontology annotation, molecular function: S-adenosylmethionine-dependent methyltransferase activity. NCBI's taxonomy places the organism in Eukaryota, Viridiplantae, Streptophyta, Magnoliopsida, Ericales, Theaceae. Gene Ontology annotation, cellular component: chloroplast.